CGCUCACUAACAGCUCUCUGUCACCCUAUUUCAGCAUUCACCCCACCUUGCAGCUUCUUACGCUCAUUCUCUCCUUAAAAUACCCUUGAUGGCAUCACAGAAGACAAUAUCCGCCCUUGCGGAGAUCGAAUCCUCCGCAAACCCCCAGAAUAAACUGCAACUUUACAACGAUCUCCUCUCCACAACGGUGUCAACCACUUCAGAACCACAACUCGCCAACGACCUUAUAUACUACCUUGACUCGGUUCUAAGUGAAGACAUCAGUAUUGUUACCGCCCGUCCUAUCCUUGACUCCUUCAUCGGUGUCUUGCAAAAACUCAACGCCGAAACCCAGAUCAAAGUCGGUCAGCAUGCCGUCUCCCUCCUCCAGUCCCGAUCUACAUCCGUUGAAGAGCAAGACGCCCGGAUCCGCGAGAUUCUAGCAGAUGCCUACGAAGCAGAGGAGGAAUAUGCCGCAGCCGCGCGAGCACUACAGGGGAUCCACAUUGACAGUUCACAGCGCUUAGUCUCCGAUUCAGCCAAAGUGCGGUUAUGGAUACGGAUUGUGCGAUUGUAUCUAGAGGAAGAUGACACCACAAGCGCAGAGUCAUUUCUUAACCGAAUUAAGAACCUACCGAGUAAGAUUGAAGAUCACGAGCUGAAACUACAUUUCAAGCUCUCCCAGGCCCGUAUCCUCGACGCCCGUCGACGUUUCCUAGACGCCAGCCAGGAAUACUUCAACGUAAGUCUUGCAGCUGGCGUUGAUGAAAGUGAUCGAUUACAGGCUCUGGCCGCUGCGAUCCGGUGUGCAGUGCUGGCUCCCGCAGGGCCUCAGCGUUCUCGGACAUUGGCAACAUUAUACAAGGAUGACCGUGCAACCUCUGUGGAGGAGUUUGGUAUUUUGGAAAAGAUGUUCCUCGACCGACUGUUGAACCCGGAGGAGGUAGCUGCUUUUUCGCAGCGACUGGCCCCGCACCAGCUCGCGCGGACUGCAGAUGGAACAACGGUGCUUGAUAAGGCGGUGGUGGAACACAACCUCGUUGCUGCGAGUAAACUUUACGAGAACAUCACUACCGACGCACUGGGCGUGAUUCUUGGGCUGAAAGCAAGUGGAGACCUAACGGCUGGUGAGAAGGCAGAGGCCUAUGCGGCUCGAAUGGUCGAACAGGGUCGACUCAGUGGCAGCAUCGACCAGAUUGAUAGUGUGAUAUACUUUGAAUCAAACACAGCUGCUAUGGGCCGUCAUAUUCGACAGUGGGAUGCGGGAGUUCAGGGGCUUUCAGAGGGCGUGGAACGUGUAGCAGCGAGUAUAGCAGAAGGGUUCCCGGAUUUUGCUAUUGCACAGACAGCGCAAUGAGAAAAUGGAAUAGCCAGAGUAAUGAAGAAGUGAUGAUCAGAUACCAGCUAGCCAGUGAUGCUGGUUCCUCCUAGAGACACCUCCUAGAGACACCUCCCAGAGACAUGCUCUCUCAUAGAAAAUAAAUCUAUUGCCUCUACGAUCAAAAUGAAACGG
Messenger RNA from Aspergillus ochraceoroseus IBT 24754, 1492 nucleotides. Its product is annotated as PCI domain-containing protein. Gene Ontology annotation, cellular component: COP9 signalosome; cytosol. Lineage: Eukaryota; Fungi; Ascomycota; Eurotiomycetes; Eurotiales; Aspergillaceae. The record is from RefSeq and is a predicted model, not a curated record. Bases 89 to 1336 code for a protein of 415 amino acids. The transcript is spliced from 2 exons.